Molecule: messenger RNA, 1302 nt
Organism: Prorocentrum cordatum
Lineage: Eukaryota; Dinophyceae; Prorocentrales; Prorocentraceae
Source: the annotation of a GenBank genome assembly
AUGCGCCACGUGGUCGUCCCCGAACACCUGACGACGCACGCCAAGGACAUCGUGAAUGGCAUCUCGGCUCACUCCGUGGUGCAAACGGUCUCCGGGGUGCGCUCCCACAGCCUGCGCACGGCGAUCGACCAGGCCGCCCCCCUCUUCGACACCAACUCGCUGACGCAGCUGAGGGCCAUCAACACGCGGGCUGGCCGCGCCAAACAUCGCGUUCCGGUCUUUCCUCCUGCUCCCGGUGCGGACCCACACCCACAGGCUGCGGACAAACGAGUGCUUCAACUCGACGUGCUACUACCUCGCCAUCUGCCGCAGCCUGAAGGGGGUCUCACACACGCCUUGGCCUACGGGAUGUUGGCGCUGUCGCACGCGAUGCAGAUCCUCAUGCAGUACAUGCGCGUACCGACCCUCGUACCGCUGGGCCUUUGUGAUGGUGGUGGUGAUUUUCGACAAGUUGCCAACUUCAUUGCCAAUCUCAACGAGCAUGUCUACACCGACGUUGAGUCCGAGAUGGACACGUUCGUGGCAACAGGCGAACAGGCGUUUGCACAGGCUCUGCGGUUGCUUCCUCAUAUCCGCCGCGCGUGGAAGCUUCAUCUACUUCGCAUUCCUCUGCUACAGGGUAUCAUCUUCUUCACGAAGACUCCGCCCGACACGCUGCUGCAGCUGGUGGUAUCAGUGACUAUGUUGCUGACAGUGGUCUACACGUCCGCUCCAACGCCGCUGCACGUGGCGCUUCAACGAAGCCUGAUGGUGCUCAAGACCGUCCCGCUGCCGCCGCAGGUGGUGUCUCUCUGCAUGCUGAACAACCUACCGUUGCUGAUUGUGUUCCUCACGUCCGCUCUCCCGCCGCUGCGGGAGGCGUUCCGUCCAACCCUGAAGGUGUUCAAGAUCGCUUCGCUGCUGCUACUCUCGACGCUCCACUGCAACCUGAUGGUGCUCCAGUCCGCCCCGCUGUCGCUGCAGGUGGCGCCUCUCUGCAUGCCGAACAACUUCAUCUUGCUUAAUGCGGCCCUCACGUCUGCGCUGCUGCCACUGCCAGUGGCGUUCCUACGCAACUUGAUGGUGCCCGAGGUCCCGCUGCCGCUACUGGGGGCGCCUGUCUGCAUGCUGCUCAACUUGAUGUUGCUGACCGUGUUCCUCACGCCUGCUCCACUGCCGCCGUGGGUGGCGCUCCUACGAAACGUGAUAGUGGUCAAGCCCGUCCCGCUCAAGCUCGCGAUGGAGAUGGUGACCACCCGCAUCCCGAGGCUUGGAAGCGUCUCCUGGCUGCACGCCUACCGCGCGCACCACAUCAACCUUUAG